AUGGAGUCCAUCGCGACCAUCGUCUCCUCCCCUUCUUCUCUCCCAAUUUUCUCACCCAAAUUCAAAGAUUCUUCUCCCCGUCGCCUCAUCCGCUUCUCCAGUCCCCCCAAAAAUGACGGGAACGGACCUGAUUUCAAACAAGACUCCACUGAGUACAGCCUUGUUCCCAUCCUCCGCAAUCACACACUCUCUAAGGAUGUAGCAAUGGGAUUGGUAUUGAGUGCGGCCAACGUAAGGGGAUGGACAACCGAUUCGGGCAUGGAAGGUCCUUCGGUUCCCGCUGGGUCUGAAUCUCAUUCAAUGGAGCAGGUAUCUACCUUCCCAUGGUCUUUAUUUACCAAGUCUCCACGGCGGCGUAUGCGUGUGGCAUUCACAUGCAAUGUCUGUGGUCAACGCACCACUCGCGCAAUCAACCCACAUGCCUAUACUGAUGGUACCGUCUUCGUACAGUGCUGUGGGUGCAAUAUAUUUCAUAAGCUAGUGGACAAUUUAAAUUUGUUCCACGAUAUGAAAUGCUAUGUGAAUUCAAGCUUCAACCCGAAUCCCAACAGCAAUAUGGGCAUCAAUUAUUUUAACCUCGACGAGGACGAUAGUGGUGAUAUUUUUCCUCUUUUAUAG
This is a messenger RNA of Fraxinus pennsylvanica, 618 nucleotides long. Lineage: Eukaryota; Viridiplantae; Streptophyta; Magnoliopsida; Lamiales; Oleaceae. The record is from the annotation of a GenBank genome assembly.